AUGCCGCUGUCGAGUAGGCGUCGCACGCGCCGCAAAGACAUCCAACUCCAAGAAACGUCCGACGCGGAGGCUCCGGAUUCCUCUCCCAGCCGCCCAGCCAGCAAGAAGCGCAAGGUUGAAGCAAGACCGUCAUCGCGACAUGUCCACACGCCAGAUCCCGCCUCCGCCGAUGACGCCGAUCGAUCUUCCCCCGACAAUGACCUAUCGGCAAACCAAGACUUGGUAGAGACUGUGAUCGCAUCGUUGAAUGUAUCGAGAGACGAAGUGAAUGUGUUGCGCGACUAUUCCAAUACUGAGACCGAGAACAAGCAAUCUAUCCAGGCAUAUGCGAAAAUCGCCGGUCGUGACUGGACCUAUUAUGUCAAGACGGCGCAUGUCAACAUUGGUCGUCCCCCAGACCGCGAACAGAAACUUGACGAGCAGUCGAGUCCCGUCUCAAUCGCCGCCCGUGCCCUGCCUGAAGUGCAUCUCGACUUGGGUCCCAGCAAGUUUGUGUCACGACUCCAUGCUGAGAUUUUCUUCUACGGAGAAGACGAGGAGUCUUCUGCCUGGCAUAUUCGAGUCAAUGGCCGAAAUGGCGUGCGAGUCAACAACGCCAUGCUCAAACGAGGAUCAGACGCUAUACUGAACUGUGGCGACAUUAUUGAAAUCGCCAAUACUCAAAUGAUGUUUGUCACUCCCGGCGACAAAGCAGUCAUCCAUCCCGCCUUUGUCGAACGCGCUCAACGUAUUGCUGCAGGCGAGGAAAUACCCUGGGACGCUUCGCAGCAUGCGCACCCUACCACGUACAAUGCACAGCAACCCGGUAGCGCUGUCGAUAACGGUGUAUAUGCUGCCAACACUGGUGUGCAACCGGGCAAACCUUCGCUGGCUCCUGCUCCUCAAUUUCUUAAGCGACAGGUCACUCCGCCUCCGCGAUCUCCAGAUACCGUCGGAGGCCAGACGGCAACUAAGCAAUCGCCUUUGUAUAAUCGUGGCAUGAUGAUGGAAAGUACCGAAGAGAUUGAUUACAGUCAGGAUGCCGCCAAAGAUCUGAAACCCCCAUACAGCUACGCAACCAUGAUUGCGCAGGCGAUCUUCUCGAGUGAAGAAGAGAAACUUACCCUCAACAGCAUCUAUCAGUGGAUCAUGGAGAAGUACGCAUUCUAUCGCCAUUCUCAAAGCGGUUGGCAAAAUUCUAUUCGACACAACUUGUCCCUGAACAAGGCUUUCCAAAAGGUACCGCGUCGAACGGACGAGCCUGGCAAAGGUAUGAAGUGGAUGAUUGCGCCGGAGCACAGACAGGAAUAUUGGAAGAAACAGUUGCGCAAAGGAAACAACUCAUCUGCACCUUCGUCGCCAGCCACGAAAGAGCCCCCGUCUUCCCGCGGCACUAACGGCCAUGCUGGCUCCAGCUACGAGGGAAUAUUUUCUGCGACAAAGACCUCUCCUCAAACCACAUCGCCUGGAUUCAGCUCAUUUUCAGUUGCUCCAGUUGAAGCUUAUACACCAGUAAGAGGAUCGCGACUGGGACAAAGGGGAACUGAUCUUGUGCGCAGUGGUGCAAACACCGACUUUGACGAGCAGUCUCCUCUUCCUACUCGGAUUCGAAACACUCAGCACGAGAAUGGAAAUAACAGUCAAAACAAUAGUGCCAGUAACGCCAACGACGGUACAACAAGUCGUGCAUAUGGACUAUCAGGAAAUGCUACGGGUUCUCCUCCAGUGCUCUCUUCUUCAUAUUAUGACGAGGGUCCUUCGUCGAUGAUUACUCCAGCUCCUCAACGACAUCAACCUCGGUUACCGCCACCAAGCACGGCUCAGAUUCCGUCCAAGUUCAUGCCUAUGAGUUCGCCAGCACAGUUUUGGAAAUUUGCCGAUAUUGGAAGCACACCUGCACGACUGGUGCCAGAUAUGAGCCCUUUGAAGGGAGGGACAAUUAGGGCACUAGGGGACAGCUUGAUGCCGAGCAGUAGCCCCCCACCACCGAAUUUUGCUAGUCCCAGCAAACCCAGCACGUCGAAUAUGCGGGCUCUCGGUCCGAUCAAGAAGGAAGAAGAGCCCGAGCAGAUUCGGCAUCAUCGGUUAGCGGCUCCAGACGAUGAAGAGGAGGAAGAGGAGGGAUUCGAUCUGGCGAGAGGCUUUCAACCUAUCGGUUCAUACCAUCGACAGUUGAAUAACUCUGCACGAGCGAGUGCGACGUCUUAA
Messenger RNA from Talaromyces amestolkiae, 2187 nucleotides. RefSeq lists its product as uncharacterized. Gene Ontology annotation, molecular function: protein binding; RNA polymerase II cis-regulatory region sequence-specific DNA binding; DNA-binding transcription factor activity, RNA polymerase II-specific. The coding region runs from base 1 to 2187 and encodes 728 amino acids. The transcript is spliced from 3 exons. NCBI's taxonomy places the organism in Eukaryota, Fungi, Ascomycota, Eurotiomycetes, Eurotiales, Trichocomaceae. The record is from RefSeq and is a predicted model, not a curated record. Gene Ontology annotation, biological process: regulation of transcription by RNA polymerase II.